Molecule: messenger RNA, 958 nt
Organism: Myxocyprinus asiaticus (Chinese sucker)
Lineage: Eukaryota; Metazoa; Chordata; Actinopteri; Cypriniformes; Catostomidae
Product: retinol-binding protein 4-A-like
Exons: 6
Coding region: 16-753 (245 amino acids)
Biological process (GO): retinol transport
Molecular function (GO): retinol transmembrane transporter activity; retinol binding
Source: RefSeq, a predicted model, not a curated record
AAAAACUCUUACCCAAUGACAGAGAUGAUGGAGACAGAUUUUCGGGUCUUUGGGUGGGACUAUCAAAUACCCCCAGAAACCUGGUCCUAUAUAAAUCUGCCCUCCAGAAAUCCUGCUGCAACACUGCAAAACUCAUUUCAGAUACUGCGAUCAAGCUCAAACAUAGAUAGCAGCAUGCUGAGACUCUGUAUAGCUAUCUGUGUGCUAGCAACGUGCUGGGCACAGGACUGUCUGGUGAGCAACAUCACAGUCAAACAAGACUUUGACAGAAACCGGUAUCAAGGAACAUGGUAUGCCGUGGCCAAGAAAGACCCCGUUGGACUUUUCCUUCUUGAUAACAUUGUUGCCAGUUUCAAAGUGGAGGAGGAUGGUACAAUGACAGCCACUGCUAUUGGCAGAGUCAUCAUUCUGAAUAACUGGGAGAUGUGCGCCAACAUGUUUGGCACUUUUGAAGAUACUGAGGAUCCUGCCAAGUUCAAGAUGAAGUACUGGGGAGCAGCUGCAUAUCUGCAGACUGGAUACGAUGACCACUGGAUUAUUGACACCGAUUACGAUAACUACGCCAUCCAUUACUCCUGCAGAGAGCUUGAUUAUGAUGGAACAUGCUUGGACGGAUACUCCUUCAUCUUCUCCCGAUACGCCGAUGGCCUCAGGGCUGAAGACCAGAAGAUCGUCACUGAGAUGAAACAACAUAUUUGCUUCCUGGGCAAAUACAGACGUGUCACACACACAGGUUUCUGUGAUGCUGCCUAAUCCAUCGACUCUCCACAGGAUGUAAUCUUUCCAGUUUUAGCCUUCUAGCUGAUAUGUAAAUACAAAGUAUAUAACAUAACACAGAAGAAACAAGAAUUUUGCACACAGCAAAUGGGAAAAUGUGUCAUAACCGUUGUUUAAUGUACAAUAGAUGUAUGGUGUAACCUAACUUUCCUUUUUCAAAUAAACUUCUCAUAAAACAUGA